This is a messenger RNA of Chinchilla lanigera (long-tailed chinchilla), 3326 nucleotides long. It is a transcript of the gene Rcc2, whose product is annotated as regulator of chromosome condensation 2. Lineage: Eukaryota; Metazoa; Chordata; Mammalia; Rodentia; Chinchillidae. The record is from RefSeq and is a predicted model, not a curated record.
AAACUUGAAGGGUCUAAGUGCAAAGGUCAACUUUUGAUUUUUGGGGCAACCAACUGGGACUUGAUUGGUCGUAAAGAAGUGCCUAAGCAACAAGCCGCGUACCGAAAUCUCGGUCAGAACCUGUGGGGGCCCCACAGAUAUGGAUGCCUGGCGGGGGUCCGGGUGCGGACGGUGGUCUCGGGCUCAUGUGCUGCCCACAGCCUCCUCAUCACCACUGAAGGGAAGCUGUGGAGCUGGGGGCGGAACGAGAAGGGACAGCUGGGCCACGGCGACACCAAGAGAGUGGAAGCCCCCAGGCUGAUCGAGGGCCUCAGCCACGAAGCCAUCGUGCUGGCAGCCUGCGGGCGCAACCCAAAAUGGCCUGCGGGGCGGAAUUCAGUAUGAUAAUGGACUGCAAAGGAAACCUCUAUUCCUUUGGGUGCCCUGAAUACGGCCAGCUGGGACACAACUCGGACGGGAAGUUCAUCGCCCGGGCACAGCGGAUAGAGUAUGACUGCGAGCUGGUGCCCCGGCGAGUGGCCAUCUUCAUCGAGAAGACAAAAGAUGGGCAGAUCCUGCCCGUCCCGAAUGUGGUGGUACGAGACGUGGCCUGUGGCGGCUGGUCCUGGACUCGCAGAAGCGCGUCUUCUCCUGGGGCUUCGGGGGCUACGGCCGCUUGGGCCACGCAGAGCAGAAGGACGAGAUGGUACCUCGCCUGGUGAAGCUGUUCGACUUCCCGGGCCGCGGGGCCUCCCAGAUCUACGCCGGCUACACCUGCUCCUUUGCCGUCAGCGAAGUGGGUGGGCUGUUUUUCUGGGGGGCCACCAACACCUCUCGGGAGUCUACCAUGUACCCGAAGGCAGUGCAGGACCUCUGUGGCUGGAGGAUCCGGAGCCUGGCCUGCGGGAAGAGCAGCAUCAUCGUGGCAGCUGACGAGAGCACCAUCAGCUGGGGCCCGUCGCCGACCUUCGGGGAGCUGGGCUACGGGGACCACAAGCCCAAGUCUUCCACUGCAGCCCAGGAGGUGAAGACGCUGGACGGCAUCUUCUCAGAGCAGGUGGCCAUGGGCUACUCACACUCGCUGGUGAUUGCCCGGGACGAGAGUGAGACGGAGAAGGAGAAGAUCAAGAGGCUGCCGGAGUACAACCCGCGCACCCUCUGAGCGGAGCCGCGCUCCGCCCGCGGCAGCUGUCAUCUCCACGUGCACUGGGACAGGAAGUCAGACGAGGAAUUUAAAAAGCAAGAGUCGACCAAAGAUGCAUUUUUGUUAGUCUCCCCAAGGUUCUGUUUUCUAAGUAAUUCAACAUUAACUACCUUUUUCUCUAUGCUUUCCAAAGUGUUUUUUUCCCAAUGUUUAAUUAAAAUAUUUGCUCAUAGUUGACUUACCAUUCCUACGAAAGAGGCAGAAACUUUGAGCAAUUUAAGUUUUUUUUUAAGUUGUAUUUUUUUUCCUCUCCUGAAUAUGCCUCCCCAAGCCUCCCAUUCCAGUUGUAAUUAGCAGUGUGGUCCAAGUGGGUGCUACGUGGGAGAGGAAUGGCUGUUUACUCAGAUGAAAAUAUCCCUUAUGGGAACCAGCAGCAUCUAGGCCAAGACGUCCUUGGUGGCUGAUCUCCAUUCAGAAUCACGCUUGCGUGCUGGGGGAGCAUCGGGCCACUUGCCGCUUUUCCCCUGCCGACUGGCUGCAGCUGCUGCUUGCUCUAUUCCCCUUGGCUGCCUGGAAGCUCCACAGCCUUUUGGUCGAACCAUUCAUAGAAUCUGCCGUGUCCCCCCUGGUGGGGGCUUUGGGAUUUAUGUUUAGCCAUUUCUAUCUCCUUUAGCUGUACAAGAAGUCCAAAAGAGAAUCAGGCAGUGGUGGAACCAUGGGGACCUGGGGGGUGGGGUGAUGAGGAACAUUUGUAUAUGUCCAAGGGUCCGGCUUUAUGACUCCCUGUCAAGCCUGGGCCCUGUUGGCCCUAGUGCUGCUCCAUUAGAGGUCGAUCAGCGAGCAGUCUGAGCACACUCUCCAGUUCCCGCGAGGAAGGACCAGCCCCCGUGUCCCAGCUGCUGCCGCUGCCUCUGCUUCUGCCUGUCUCGCCUGGCCUGACCGUUCCUGCCCAGAGCGGCCGCCCUUACGCUGCGGGUUGCUACCCGCUAACCCCGAGCUCUGGUUGCGUGUGCUUGGCUCCGGUAUCGAAUAGCUGGGAUUCCUGAAGAAGCCCCCCUGGCCUGCGUGUCCGCGCGGAAGCCGUGACAGCCUCCCGCCACAGCCCUGUCAAGUGCCCUCCGCCCAAGCCUCCCCGUGCCGACCGCGCAGCGGGAGUUACGAGGUGCCUUUCCUGGAACCGAGCGAGGUGACAGCGUUGGCUGGGGCUCGCGGUUUCCAGGGGUCUGGACUGGUUUGGGUGCUUUAAAUAGACGUUUAGCUCAGUGGUGCUUCUGGGGGAGAAGAAGGGGUUCAGUGUGAGACUUGGGUGGAUGGGAAGAGUUCAGUACUGGUCUUUAGCCUUUGUUUUUGCUUUUGCUGUUGUUACCACCUGUCGUUGUCUCCAUGUUAAAAUGCCAAAAAUUAUCUAGUGGUCACUGCUUUCCCCUGCCUGUCACCCCGCCCCAUCACCGCUCAGUGACUUCUGUCCCUAUGGGGCAGGUUGCAGCUUGUGUCUGGCUGACCCCACCGCCUCGCGGGAGAUGGGGAUGGACUAAAGACCUAGCCCCAGUCCGCGCUCAUCUCUGCCAGCACAUGUUGGAUGGCGCGCCCCCCUCAAGCUUCUGCAGUGUCAGAACUUACGCUAAACUUACCUGAUCUGUCCAUCACCCCCAGAUGCCUCCCACUCAAGCUCCCCUGGGCGGGGCCUAAGCAGUCCCUGCCCCCACCCAGGGGCUGUGUGGCUUUAUCUCACACCCUGGGGGUCUCCCUCGAGCUGUGUGGUCACCCAAUGUAGGACACAAUAGCCUGGGAGCUGCCCUGGGCUGCGCUGGGCUCAGAUCUUCCAUGCAGCCAGCAGCCACCCUGUCCAGGACCCCACCCAGGGAAGCUGUCUCCCUCACCCCUCCUUUUGGCGUAGAAUUGUAACAUGAAUUGUAACAUGAACUUCCUCGCAAGGAGCACUCUUUAGAACGGGAGGGGGGCGCCUGCACUCCAGGAGCACAGAGGGCGGAACAGGGAGGGGCCUGGCCGCCCUGCAGUGUCCCGCAGCCUUCCAGGUCCGGAAGCGGGGCUCCGAGAAGGGGCCGAGGUGGAUGGGGAUGAAAGAGGACUUUGUGAUUUGGUCGAAGGCGCCUGGUUUAGUGCUGUAAUUGUCUUUAUUUUUUUUUAUAUAUAUAUUUCUUGGAGUAAACAUUUUAAAUAAACGGCAUCAUUGUUUACUCGG